This is a messenger RNA of Centropristis striata (black sea bass), 2425 nucleotides long. Its product is annotated as pituitary adenylate cyclase-activating polypeptide type I receptor-like. Gene Ontology annotation, molecular function: G protein-coupled peptide receptor activity; vasoactive intestinal polypeptide receptor activity; peptide hormone binding. The transcript is spliced from 13 exons. The coding region runs from base 46 to 1410 and encodes 454 amino acids. The record is from RefSeq and is a predicted model, not a curated record. Lineage: Eukaryota; Metazoa; Chordata; Actinopteri; Perciformes; Serranidae. Gene Ontology annotation, biological process: adenylate cyclase-modulating G protein-coupled receptor signaling pathway; cell surface receptor signaling pathway. Gene Ontology annotation, cellular component: plasma membrane.
CAUCACCAUCAUCAUCCUCAUCAUCCUCACCUUCCUCCUCCUCAGAUGAAGGAUAUAAAGAAGACAGAUAAUACAAUGGAAGUGUAUUGUAAGGCGCUACCGGGACGACAGGAGACAUUCAUACUCCUCAUCUUCUAUCUUCAUCUGUGGUACCAGCCUAUAGCUGAAGCCAUCCACCCGGACUGCGCCAUCAUCGCAGAGCACCGGAGGGCUCAGGAGGUUUGCAGCCAGACGAGGAGGAGCGAAGCGCGGAACCAGAGCGAGCUCAGCGGAUGUAACACAGAGUGGGACGACAUCGGCUGCUGGCUGAGAGCUGAAGUCGGGCAGGUGGUCAACGUGUCCUGCUCGGAAGUUUUCCAGCAUUUCUCCAGCAACCAAGGUUAUGUUUACAGGAACUGUACCGCUGAUGGCUGGUCAGAAAUGUAUCCACCCUACGACGAGGCCUGUGCUUUCAGUGACGACAGCGAGCCAGAAUCUGUGACGAGUUACCUCUCCACCUUCAGACAGGUGUACACUGUGGGCUACGCCACCUCACUCAUCUCCCUCAUCACAGCCAUCGUGGUGUUCACAGCCUUCAGGAAGUUCCGCUGCACCAGAAACUACAUCCACAUCAACCUGUUUUCCUCCUUCGUCCUGAGAGCCAGCGCCGUUUUCAUUAAAGACACCGUGCUGUUUGCAGACGAGACCCUGGACCACUGCUCCGUGUCCACGGCAGCAUGCAAGUCAGCUGUGGCUUUCUUCCAGUUCAGCAUCCUCGCCAAUUACUUCUGGUUGCUGGUGGAGGGCAUGUAUCUGCAGACGCUGCUGGCUCUGACCUUCGUCUCUCAGAGGAAAUACUUCUGGUGGUACAUCCUGAUUGGAUGGGGACUGCCAUCAUUAGUUCUUAUACUUUGGGUGUUGACCAGGUUAUUCCAUGAUGACAGAGGUUGCUGGGAUGACACAGACAAGGUUGCUAUUUGGUGGAUUAUUAAAGGACCAAUAACAGCCUCCCUGCUGGUCAACAUCGUCAUCUUCAUCAACGUGAUCCGGAUCCUGGUUCAAAAGCUCAAAUCUUCAGCCAUGGUUGGAAACAAUGACACUGGACACUUUAUGAGGCUGGCUAAAUCCACCCUGUUCCUCAUCCCUCUGUUUGGGAUGCACUACACGGUGUUCGCCUUCCUGCCUGAAACCACCGGAGUGGCAGCCAGACUCUACAUCGAGCUGGGACUGGGAUCCUUUCAGGGCUUUGUCGUGGCACUGCUUUACUGCUUCAUGAAUGGAGAGGUCCAAACAGAGCUGCGGAGAUGGCUGCGGAAGUGUCGCACUCAAAAUCAUCUCACCCCGGCCAAGAGAAGCAUCACUCAGAUCACAGUUCGAGCCAGCAGGGGGCUUGGGCGGCCUCCUUCUAGUGGCAACAUCUCUUCAGUAUGAUUUUUUUCUUCCAUGAGAGUUGUUGUGAGCAUGUCAAACAAACUAUCAGAGGCAUUCCUCAACAUACUGGUGACAUUAAUUCAACAGCACCUCUGUGAGAGGAGCUUAAUGAACACUGGUGAGUGAUUGUGAGGAAAUGUUGCAUUAUAUCAGCGUCAGCACCAUGGCAGCACACAUUUCUCAGCUUAGUCUCAGCUUCUUCUACAAUGGAUGCAACCAAAAACACUAAUGAAGUAGAAGGAACACUGCGGCUUGAUUUGUGACACUGUAGAAAGACUACAGUAGGGACGGAGCUGGCCCGGGAACUUGUAGUAGGAUUAUUUCACAUGGUUGUGUUUACAGUGUGGAGUGCAGAAACAAGAACAUUUCUAGGUAAUUAUAUAGAGACAGCUGUGGAAACAAUGAAUGUUUGAACUCAGCUGAAUUAUGUGAAAGGAGCUCGACUUGUCUAAUUGUUUUGUGCUGCACUGAAAAGGAGCAGGAACACUAUUUCGGUGCAGGCUGUGAAAAUGUGUGCAGGACAGAUAUGGACCGAAUGUGCUAAUUAAAUUUUUGUGCAGUAAUUCACCUGCUGCUAGAGAGAAAUGUUCAACCAUGAAGGACCUGAGCAAAUGUACACUACUGGUCAAAAGUUUUAGAACACACCAACUUUUCCAGAAUUUAAUUGAAAAUUAUGCAGUUUAAUGUCUCAGUGUACUCUGAAAUGAAUGCACAUUUGCAACAUUUAAAAUUCUUUAUUGAGCAUGAUAGUGUUUUGAAAGUAAAAAAAAGAUUCAAAAUCACAUUUUAUGUUGGACUAAAGGACUAAAAAAAGACAGAAAAUGACAAAAAAAGACACCAAAAGACACAAAAUGACUAAAAAAAGACACAAAAUGACCAAAAAAGACAUGAAAAGAAUUCAAAAAUGGACAAAAUAGCCCAAGACUCCAUAGAGUUAAGUUGUUAACCCAUUUCUUGUUCCCUGAAAAAGGCCUACUUGUAUAAUUCUGAAAUGUACAUUAUUUUUCAGUUUUGG